Messenger RNA from Chroicocephalus ridibundus (black-headed gull), 1484 nucleotides. RefSeq names its product receptor activity modifying protein 1 (gene RAMP1). NCBI's taxonomy places the organism in Eukaryota, Metazoa, Chordata, Aves, Charadriiformes, Laridae. Gene Ontology annotation, molecular function: coreceptor activity. Gene Ontology annotation, cellular component: signaling receptor complex; membrane; cell surface. The record is from RefSeq and is a predicted model, not a curated record. The transcript is spliced from 3 exons. Gene Ontology annotation, biological process: G protein-coupled receptor signaling pathway; cellular response to hormone stimulus; receptor internalization. The coding region runs from base 216 to 701 and encodes 161 amino acids.
GCCGCCUUCCCCGGGCACGACGGCCUCGGCUACAGCCCGCUGAAGCCACCGCAACCAUCGCGCUGGUGGCUUCUACCGACGGCGGAGGCGGCUGCCGACCAGCCCUCCCCGCCCGGCGGCCGGCACCGGGGCGGGCGGGUGCCUGUGCCGGCCGGGGCCCGCCCCCAGCGCCGAGCCCCCCGGGGAGCGGAGCGGAUCCCGCCCCGCUCCUGCCUAUGGGCCGGCGGCGGCCCGGCGCGGCCGGCAGCGCGGGGCUGAGCGCCGACAUGGCCCUGCUCCCCCGCCGCUUCCUCUGCUUCGUGCUGGCCCAUCACUUCAUCGCGGCGACGGCCUGCCAGGAGGCGGACUAUGGCUGGAUGAUCCGGCACUACUGCCUGAAGCAGUUCCAGCUCAGCAUGGAGGGCAUCGGGCAGCGGCUCUGGUGUGACUGGGACGAGACCGUGGGCACCUACGGGGAGCUGACGAACUGCACGGCGCUCAUCGCCGAGAGGCUCGACUGCUACUGGCCCAACCGGCUGGUGGACGAGUUCUUCGUGGCCGUGCACAAGCAGUACUUCAGGAACUGCUCCCCCUCCGGCCGGGCGUUGCACGACCCCCCCAACGGCAUCCUCUGCCCCUUCAUCCUCCUGCCCGUCCUCGUCACCCUGCUGAUGACCGCGCUGGUGGUGUGGCGGAGCAAACGCAGCGAGGGCAUCGUGUAGGGACACCCUGCCGCCCGCGCAGGGGAGGGACAGGACAGGGGGGGGUCCCCACCCCAAAAGCAUCCGUUUUUUUUUGGGAAGACCCUGGCAGAAAAGCAUCCCGGGGUGGGGACCAGGUCUGGGAGGCAGAGACAGUAACGCCACCACUCCUCCCUUGCCAGUACCCUCCACACAGCACACGUGCUGCUCACACGGCGGUUUCCAAAUAAAUCCAUCAUUUAAGCUUUGGUCGUUUGGGAUUCGGGAUGCCGGUGACCGGCGAGGCUGCCCCGGUGGUGGGGAGCCCUCCUGGGGUACUGGGGAGCACAGCUCGCCUCGGGCGUCAGCGCUGCUGCCAUCUUCCCCACCUGCUUCCCUCCUGGUGCCCCACGGCAUCGCGUUUUGCCAAAAGAGGGAAACUUUUAGAAAAUAAGAAAGAAAGGGGGUGGGGGGUUGAAAUCCUGCACAUCGUCGUCGGGAGGUGACGGCAGGCGUAACCGCGAGGCCAGCAGGUCUGGGUGCAACCCUGGGCCAUGGAACCAUCACGGCUUUCUCUUUUUGUCCUUCAGGUUUUUUUCUGCACCAGGAAAGGCAUCUCCUCUCCCGGCCCCCAGUGAAAGGCCGAGGCCAACACGGGGUGGGUUUUGCCCGGGGGGUGGGGGGCAGUGUGAGAAAAUCGGCAGUGGGAGCUGGUGGCACUGGUGGUGGCACCAGUGGUGGCCUUGGUGGUGCUCUGGGCAACAGGAAUAAGGUGCAUUUCCUACCUAAAUAAAUAAAUACAUAAAUAAACCAGGUGCCUGUCUC